This is a messenger RNA of Prunus armeniaca (apricot), 222 nucleotides long. The record is from the annotation of a GenBank genome assembly. Lineage: Eukaryota; Viridiplantae; Streptophyta; Magnoliopsida; Rosales; Rosaceae.
AUGCUCUGGUUUAAAGGUGGAGCCAUUGACAUGUUCAAAGAGGAAACUCAAGUAAAAAUCUUGGACCGACGGAGAAAAGUGGAGCGGGCUAGUAGAGCAAGGGCUAGUGGAGCAAAGGCAAAGGCUCAAGGAAAUCCUACUCACAGCAAAUUAGGUGGAGUAAGGGCUCCUAGCAAGGCUCAAGAAUAUCCUAGGCAUAGCUGGAGCAAGGGCUCCUAUUGA